AUGUCUGAUAAAUUUGGAAGAAAUAAGUCUACGAGGUGGGUUAAAGCAUCUAUUCCUACGUAUGGAGACGAGUGGGGCGAUGACUACGAUUAUGACUACGAGUCAGGUAACGAAUCAGAACCUGAACAUUCCGAAUCUCAAAGUCGAACAGCGAAUGAACAAGGCACUAGUGUUGAAGAAGAGAAAGGUCAGCGUAAGAAUUCUGAUGUACUACAAUUGGACCAAUAUGAUAAUCGUGAAACGGACGCGGAUGUUCAAGCACAAAAUCCUAAUUUAGUAUUGUCUAUUGAUAAACUAAGAACGAGACGCUAUACCUCAGAAGAUUCUUCCAGUGAAGAUGAAGAGGGGCCAGAGAUUAUGGAUGAAAUAGAUGAGCCAUAUAGGAAAAGCGGAAGUGAAGAUUUUGUAUUUGAAGAUAAUAAAGCAAAGUUGCAAUCGAAACAACUAUCUGGUGCAGGUGAUGAUAAAACAAGCGAAUUAUCAGAAAUGCCUAUAAACCAAACUAUAACUACACACGAUAAACAAUAUGGCCAGAAAUCCGAUUUGCUUCCUCCAACACCUACAUUCAGUACAACAGAUAAAACGAAUAACUCAGUAGGUGAGACUCCAAAAUCUGAGCGGAGUUAUCAAUCUGAUGGGGAUUCUAUCCAGAAUGAACCGUCAGACUUGAAUAUAAGAGAUAUUGGUAAAUUCAGUUCCCAUUUAGAUGAAGAUGCGUACUCUAAUGAUAUACCUGUUGAAUCAAACCAUAUGACUCAAGAAGAUCACCUGGAUAAAUAUAUGAAACAUGAUCACGAGCAGCUUGAAAAUCAGCCAGAUGAAAGCACUAUGAGCUCGAAUGAAGGUAAAUCGACGGAAGCUCCGGCACCUUUAGUUUUGUCCAUUGAUAAGAAGAAUUAUGACGACAACGACAAUAGUAGUGAUGAUUGGGGAUAUAAUAGUCAAAAGAAUAGUGACGAGGAGACAGCGAAUGAAGACGAAAAGCAUCCAACGGAAGUUGAAAAGCCUUAUAAUGAAGACUUGAACAAGGAAUCAGAUUCCGCUCGUAAGAAUAAAAGUGACGCUUUGGACAAUCUAAUAAUGGAUUUACAAAAUGCUUCGCUAGUCGGACAUAAAGAUGGGCAAGUAAGUAAAUCAACGCGAAAUGAAGCUUCUGGACAGGAUGAAUUAUUCCUUAAUAUGGAUUCGUUGCAGAACAUUUCCUUGCCGGAUUUUGAAAAUAACUCAUUUAGUCAUUAUGAUGAAGAAAACCAUAAGGGUUUGAACAUACAAACUAUCUUACCUGGCGAGCAAGAAGAAGAUUCGCAACCGCCAACACCUAUUGCGCCGUUAACUUUUGGAGAUGAGGUAAAAGGUCAUGAAGAUUUUGUUACAGGUUUAACCGGUCAUAGGCGGUCGAUAAGGAAGCCACCACCUAGUUCAACUAAUCCAACUACAAAUAGAAAUGAAUUAGUAUCUGUUGAUUACACUAAUAUUGCGGAUGCUGUUAGUGGAUACAUGAAUGACGAUGGCAGUAAUAAGAAUUUAGAUCUAAAUCUGGGAGAUUCAGGAGCUGCGAGAUUAUCGAAUGUUCCAGAAACCGAAGGCGAUGAUAAUGAAAACAAGGACUUAGAAGCUGAAUUGAAUCCUACUAUUUCAGCGGCAUCGUCAGGAUCUUUAUCGACUGGAAGCUUUUCGUUUGAUGCUGCGCAGUCUGCUUCUCAGAAAGAAGAAGCCCCAAAACAAGAAGAUACAAACAAAGAAGGUGAUGAUAUUUCAAGGAGAGUCUCUACAAUGAGUACUAAUACCAUCAGUAUGGGAAAUUGGAAACCAAAUACUAAUAACUACCGCGAUCAAUUUAUCAAUGACAAUGAUAAUGAAUCACAAAUAAACUUUAACCCAUAUGCAGAUUCUAAUAGUAAUUACAAUAAGUUCACGAAGAUGAGAACCGUAUCUGGAGCCUCAUUCGAUUCUGCAUCCAAUACAAGUUCUGUGUCAGUGCCUGAAACUAUUGAUGCAGCAUUGCCAAGUAUUGAUGAAGAUCCAGACAACCAUGAUUCUACGAUUAAUGGUAGUGACAAUAGUCUUGAUUUAACUAAAACAAUCAACACUACAGACUCUGUUUUGAAAGAACAUCACUACCAUCCCCAAGUAUUUAAGGAAGAGAAAGUGACUCCUAUUAGUUCGAAGGAUGACUUGGGGAAAUCUUCUACACAAGAACCACAGAAAUAUUCUAGUCUCUUAGGAGCAAGUACAGGGGAGACCGAGGACAAUGACCUUUCAAGAACUAAAUCGAGUUCGUCGUUUGCUAGUAACGAGGAAGCCACGUCAAAUACCGACAAAAGAUUGGGAAGUACAUCUUCGGCAGGCACAACAUCUCUAUCAGCAACUAGAAAUUUCACUCCACAACCGUACAAUUUAUACAAUUGGAAGAGUAUUAUGGCAACGUCCCAACCUAUAGAUCGGAUUCGUUUGCUUAGAGAUGCACUCCAAAAAGAAGCCGAUUAUGACACAGGCUUACUGAAUUGGCUAAAUGAAUCUUUAAGACAAUCAGAGGAUGCUUCAAAUAUUCACAUAGGCAAAAUUGCUACUCAAGCGUAUCAAAAUGCUGCUCACAAUGAUAUUAGAAGGCAUGCAUCGAUUAGAAGUAAGGUUUCAAUUGUUAGAGAUAAGGUAGAAACUUCCGGAUUACAAGCUUCAAGUUUAGGUAAAAGAUUUUUCAAUCGUGGUAAGAAGUUAAUGAAAUCAUCGGGUAAUGAAUAA
Messenger RNA from Debaryomyces tyrocola, 2742 nucleotides. NCBI's taxonomy places the organism in Eukaryota, Fungi, Ascomycota, Pichiomycetes, Serinales, Debaryomycetaceae. The record is from the annotation of a GenBank genome assembly.